Messenger RNA from Haliotis rufescens (red abalone), 4422 nucleotides. Its product is annotated as serine-rich adhesin for platelets-like. Gene Ontology annotation, cellular component: membrane. The transcript has 36 exons. Gene Ontology annotation, molecular function: G protein-coupled receptor activity. The record is from RefSeq and is a predicted model, not a curated record. Gene Ontology annotation, biological process: adenylate cyclase-activating G protein-coupled receptor signaling pathway; cell surface receptor signaling pathway; negative regulation of angiogenesis. NCBI's taxonomy places the organism in Eukaryota, Metazoa, Mollusca, Gastropoda, Lepetellida, Haliotidae. The coding region runs from base 235 to 4122 and encodes 1295 amino acids.
GCUACCUUGUAUGGAAACAAGACGGAACCUCCUGCCAAGUCACUAGUCACUGUUCGUUAUUGAUAACAACAUUGUUCUUUUCUUAUCAACUAUCAACACUUCAGAAAAGAAACUUUUAUCAGUUUUACACGACGCUAACAAAUCUUCUGGAUACCUUGUCGGACGAUAGGGAAUUAGAAGAAAUCGUUUCAGGCUUUUUCUUUUUCAAAUGACAGUGCAAGAUUAAUCGGACAAAUGGAUUUACUACGUACUUACUUGGUGGCUAUAGCUGUGUGUGUCAUUGGAUCGGUUCUUUCUCAAAACACCUCAAGUGGUGAUGUGAACACUGAGAGCACGGAGGAGACAACGUCUACUACAACGCUAGAUCCUGAGUCUUCCACAUCCUCGCAUGCAGAUACGGGAACUACAGCUCCUUCAACGACAGAUACGGAGUUCACAACGAUUUCCUUUGCAAACACGGCCACUACAACAGUAGUCACACCAGUGGCCGUUACUCCUGGUGGCGGUGUGAACACUGAGAGCACGGAGGAGACAACGUCUACUACAACGCUAGAUCCUGUGUCUUCCACAUCCUCGCCUGCAGAUACGGGAACUACAGCUCCUUCAACGACAGAUACGGAGUUCACAACGAUUACCUCUGCAAACACGGCCACUACAACAGCAGUCACACCAGUGGCCGUUACUCCUGUGUCUUCCACAUCCUCGCCUGCAGAUACGGGAACUACAGCUCCUUCAACGACAGAUACGGAGUUCACAACGAUUACCUCUGCAAACACGGCCACUACAACAGCAGUCACACCAGUGGCCGUUACUCCUGUGUCUUCCACAUCCUCGCAUGAAGAUACGGGAACUACAGCUCCUUCAACGACAGAUACGGAGUUCACAACGAUUACCUCUGCAAAUACGGCCACUGCAACAACAGUCACACCAGUGGCCGUUACUCCUGUGUCUUCCACAUCCUCGCAUGAAGAUACGGGAACUACAGCUCCUUCAACGACAGAUACGGAGUUCACAACGAUUACCUCUGCAAAUACGGCCACUGCAACAACAGUCACACCAGUGGCCGUUACUCCUGUGUCUUCCACAUCCUCGCAUGAAGAUACGGGAACUACAGCUCCUUCAACGACAGAUACGGAGUUCACAACGAUUACCUCUGCAAAUACGGCCACUGCAACAGCAGUCACACCAGUGGCCGUUACUCCUGUGUCUUCCACAUCCUCGCAUGAAGAUACGGGAACUACAGCUCCUUCAACUACAACAGCAGUCACACCAGUGGUCGUUACUCCUGUUUCAGUGAACAUCACAGGGAAGUGCAACCAAACGGACGAGACAUACAUCAGUGACAACACAUCAGUAGUGGUGGGGUGUAUUUUCAGCAGUUACCCUUCCAGGAAUCUCAACAUUACCUGCCAGAGAGGAGACACCUUGAUGUCAACAUCUAGCAGAAUAUUCUACAAAACUGGACGUGAAAAUUUUUUGUUUUCUGUUCAGCUGAAAUUUAUUCCAAUCUUGCGCCGCGACAGAGGUAACUAUAGCUGCAAGGCAACAGUGGGUGAGUCAUCUCUGGAGAUACCCUUCUCUAUCCUGGUGUAUGAAGGCCCGACUGUGACGCUGUCACCGUCCACUUUGUCCCUGCAGGAAGGGGAUCAGAGGAACUUCACCUGCCAGGUUAACAACGCACUUGCUGUGAAGACGGUCCCGGGGAGUCUGGUCUGGUGCCAGGCAGAUGUAGUCAUCACAGACCCAUCGAAGAUCGUGAGAGUGGGGGAUGGGAUGGAGAUUCUGAUGAUGAACUCGUCCGAUGCAGAUGGAGUCUACAAGUGUGGUGUCAUCAACUGUACGGAAUCAGCAACGCUUGUUAUGAUAGGACAGGAAGACAAGUUUUGCACAGGAACCACCGACACCAGAGGAACAGUGUGGCCUCUGACUGUCGGUAAUACGACGAUGGUGCUGCCGUGUCCUGGGAGAUUUCUAGGUAAAGUUCAACGUGUCUGUGACGUCACUGGGGAGUGGGGAGAACCAAACUACAUAAACUGCACGAGAGAAGAGAUAGCUCAGAUAGAGGAAGAGGUGGCUGCAAUCACCGAGGGAACUGUGUCCAGUGAGGCUGUCAAGAAUGUGCUUGAGAACCUACAGAAUGCCACCCAGAACAACGACUCCUCCGCAGGAGAUCUGGACAAAUCCAUUGACAUCGUGGACAAACUUGUCUCUGCAGUGAGCGGGUCAAACACCAUUGUUAUUGAUAUUACGGCUACACAGACUUUCAUCAACGUGAUUGACAACAUACUGUCUGUGAAUACAAGUCAGCAAGCCUGGAAGCAGCUUCAGCUUUCUGAUGAAAAAAAGGUGUCGUCACUGAUGAAAUCAGUCACAUCCUUCGGCUUGGCGGCUGCUAAAUCACAGGCAGUCAACACACCUUUGAGUGUCAAUAGUUCAACUUUGGUGAUGGAGGUAGCGAACAUCACAAAGCAGGAUAUUAUCUUUCCCUUUGUGAACCUGGAGGAGAUUGGGGACUCUCUCAGACUUCCCAAGGAGAACUUCCGCACCUCAGAAAAGAUAACAUACGUUGCAGCGUAUUACAGAACAAUGACAGAGUUCCUACCGCCCAAUAACUCCAGCGGAGGCGUCGCCAACGACAAAAAUGUCAAUUCUCGUAUACUGGCCCUUGCUGUUGAAAUUGAUGGCGACGACUUCUCGGAUCUCAAUAUGAACGUAUCCCUUAAUUUCCACAGUAUAGAGACGAACUACUCAGAACCAGCCUGUGGAUACUGGGAUUUUGAUAAAGGUUCCUGGUUGACGGACGGAUGCACAAGCACUGAAGUUAACGAGUCCUUCACAAGAUGUGACUGCAACCACCUCACCAACUUCGCCAUUCUGAUGAGCCCAGGCAGGACUGUGCCUGAGGAAGACCUGAACGUACUGAAGAUUAUCUCCAUAGUAGGCUGUUCCCUGUCUAUCCUGGGCUGUGUGGUGACAGUGCUGACACACGUGUGUUUGUGGAGCUAUGUCCGUUCCUCCAAGUCCGUCAUCCUGCUGAACCUUUGCGUGGCGUUGACCUGCGCCUACAGCGUCUUCCUGGCUGGCGUGGAGCGGACGGAGAACAAGGCCGUGUGUACAGCCGUGGCGGCCAUGUUGCACUACUUCUUCCUGGCAGCCUUCUCCCUCAUGUUUGCCCAGGGUGUAGACAUCACCCUUCAGGUGGUGCAUGUCUUCAGGGAGCCUUCCAAGCUGAAGAUCGUGCUGCCUCUAGCCUGGGGUGUGCCAGCAGUUAUAGUGGGUAUUACUCUGGGGGUCACCAGGCUGGAGGGAUACGGAAAUGACCAGUUCUGCUGGUUGACUGUGACAGACGGUGUGCUCUAUGCCUUCGUUGGACCAGUUCUCUUUGUCGUACUUGCUAACUCCGUGAUAAUCAUAAUCAUCCUACGGGCGCUGUGUUCAACAAAGUUGAUGGUUACUAAGAGAAGGAGAGAGAGGGCUACGACAACGGUUCGAAGCCUGUGUGUUCUGAUGCCAGUUCUCGGUGUUGCGUGGGUGUGUGGUGUUCUGGCCAUCAACAACUACACCGUUAUCUUCCAGUAUCUCUUUGCCAGCUUCAAUUCCUUGCAGGGAUUCCUGAUUUUCAUAAUGCACUGCCUUUUCAACAGAGCGAUAAUCGACGGGGUGCGAAAGGCGAAAGCUCGCUACGAAACCAACAAAACAACAUCAAAAUCGCUACCUGAUUCACGGAAUAAUUGGAAGUAUGAAGAAAAACCGAAGAAUCAAAAGGAAAUGACAGAGAUUCCUACCGACUACGACUCCGUCUCCGACUCCGACUCCUACUCCGACGACCAGUCUGACAAGGCGUCGGCACUGAGGUUGAAGAAGAUGUCGCAAGACAACGACGCCUGGCAGAAAGCUGCAUACAACAACAGGGCGUACCUGCCGCGCCCCCAGGUGCGACUGGAGGAGCAGAUGAUGCCGAGUCAGGAUUAUUCAGAGAGUUCCGGGGACAACAUCGAGGAAUGUUUUCCAGACUAUCCAGCAGAACAAACUUACAGAAAUCCUGUUUUCAUAGGCAACGAUGACGACAACGAACCUGCCGUUUUGAAGAUAGCCAGACCUUCGUAUAAGACUCACUUAUAGACAGAUGGCCUUUACGGCGCUGCAAGUACACACACUACGUUGGGAGAAUGACCCGAUCAUCGUUUAAGUCUUCUUUGAUUAUCGAUGACCUGACAUAUGGUCAGGCUGGAUGUCUCCUUUCAAUGGAGCUUAAAAGUCACACUUCGGGUUAUUGUUACAGGGUAUUAUUAAGGGAUUAUGUAAACAUAUAGUUUAUAACGUAUAAUGUUGUUUAAAGUCGCCGUCGGUGCUAUUCAAGCUAUAUCACGGCUUCUUGUAAGUGAGGUGAGGUGAGGUAAAAUGGGGUUUAACGUCGCGUCC